Molecule: messenger RNA, 1119 nt
Organism: Debaryomyces fabryi
Lineage: Eukaryota; Fungi; Ascomycota; Pichiomycetes; Serinales; Debaryomycetaceae
Gene: DES1
Product: Des1p
Exons: 1
Coding region: 1-1119 (372 amino acids)
Biological process (GO): ceramide biosynthetic process
Cellular component (GO): membrane
Molecular function (GO): sphingolipid delta-4 desaturase activity
Source: RefSeq, a predicted model, not a curated record
AUGGGUGAAAUUACACAUAGAAGUAACAAUGAAACUUAUACUUUCGAAACUCCUCCAGCAGAUUCUUCAAUUGAAAUUCUAAACGAAUUCUACUGGACAAAAGAAACAGAACCACAUGGUACUAGAAGAAAACAAAUAUUGGAAAAAUAUCCAGAGGUUAAAAAGUUAACAGGGUAUGAACCUAAAACCAAAUGGUAUAUAUUUGGAAUUUUGAUAUUACAAUUUUCAGUUGCCUAUUACUUAAGAAACACACCACUUUUCAGCUUCAAAUUUAUAGCGUUGGCAUAUGUCAUUGGUGCUACGUGUAAUCAAGCGAUAUUCUUAGCUAUACACGAGUUAUCUCAUAAUUUGUUAUUCAAGAAGCCACUUCACAAUAAACUCUUUGCAAUUUUCACUAAUAUGCCUAUCGGGAUUCCAUAUUCUGCUUCGUUCCAACCAUAUCACCAGUUACACCAUAAAUUUUUAGGUGACGAAUACUUAGAUGCUGAUUUGCCUACUAAAUUUGAAGGUAUCUUUCUCUCAAAUGUUUUGGGCAAGGUGUUUUUUGCCAUAUUCCAGAUCCUUUUCUACGCAUUAAGACCAAUGUUUAUCACUCAGAUCAAGUUUACGUAUAUCCACUUAUUAAAUAUUGCAUACCAGGUCAUAGUAGAUUACCUCAUGGUUAAUUAUUGGGGUGGAAAUUCACUUGGAUAUUUUAUUAUGAGUUCAUUUUUGGCUGGAUCUUUACAUCCAUGCGCCGGUCAUUUCAUCGCCGAACACUAUGUCUUAAAUGAAAACAAUAAGUCAAGAUCUGGAAAUUUAGAUAAAGCUAAUGGAAAUAUAACUAAGGAAUUAUUACCUGAAGAGACAUACUCUUACUAUGGUCCUUUAAAUAGAUUAACUUGGAAUGUUGGAUAUCAUAAUGAACAUCACGAUUUUCCUUACGUCGCCUGGACCAAAUUACCAGAAUUAAGAAGGAUUGCCGCUGAAUUUUAUGACCCUUUGCCUCAGGUUGAGUCGUGGUGUGGAGUGAUUUGGUGGUUUUGCUUUGAUGAUAUAAAUACAUUAUGGAAUAGAGUCAAGAGAAAUGGUAAAGAAAAGCAUGGAUAUAAUGUUGGAAUUAAGUUAGAUGUUAAUUAA